This is a messenger RNA of Racocetra persica, 423 nucleotides long. NCBI's taxonomy places the organism in Eukaryota, Fungi, Glomeromycota, Glomeromycetes, Diversisporales, Gigasporaceae. The record is from the annotation of a GenBank genome assembly.
AUGUUGUCAGGGCUACCUCCUUUUCAUGACAGGGAACAUAACUUAGAUCUUGCUAUGAAAAUCCGUCAAGGAUUACGACCGCAAUUUCAGAUUAAAAUUCCCGAAUCAUUAGAAGAAUUAAUCAAUGAAGAAACUGAAUUUACUAGGGAAGUAAAAGAAGUUGAAAAAUUCAAUAAAGAGAAGGAAAAAGAAAGGUAUUGUAAAUCUCUUUCUAGACUUUAUCAACAAUACAAAGGUCAAACUAUAGAAUUCCCAAAACAACAAUACACAAAAGAAAAGCAAAAUGUCGAAAGUGGAUUGAACCGUCAUUCACCGCGAUUUCACCCCCGCAUUAAAAAAAGAGAAGCUAACCAGAAAGAUCUAGAAGCCGCCAUUAGUUUCCCGGUUUUACUUAGUGAAUUAACUGGUUUUAAUGGUGAUUUA